AUGAAAAAGAGAGGUUUGACCCUACUCAGUUCCAGGACUGCAUUAUUCAAGGUUUAACUGAAACUGGCACUGACUUGGAGGCAGUCGCAAAGUUUCUUGAUGCUUCUGGUGCAAAACUUGACUAUCGCCGCUAUGCAGAAACGCUUUUUGACAUCCUGGUGGCUGGCGGAAUGCUGGCCCCAGGUGGUACCCUGGCAGAUGACAUGACACGCACAAACGUCUGUGUAUUUGCAGCACAGGAAGACCUAGAAACCAUGCAAGCGUUUGCUCAGGUUUUUAACAAGCUAAUCAGGCGUUACAAGUACCUGGAGAAAGGCUUUGAAGAUGAGGUCAAAAAGCUGCUGUUGUUCCUGAAAGGGUUCUCGGAGUCUGAGAGGAACAAGCUGGCCAUGUUGACGGGUAUUCUGCUAGCCAACGGGACCUUGAAUGCAUCCAUUCUCAACAGUCUUUACAAUGAGAACUUGGUUAAAGAAGGCGUUUCUGCAGCUUUUGCAGUCAAGCUCUUCAAAUCAUGGAUCAAUGAGAAAGAUAUCAACGCGGUGGCUGUCAGUCUUCGUAAAGUCAACAUGGAUAACAGGCUGAUGGAACUCUUCCCAGCCAACAAACAAAGUGUUGAACACUUCUCCAAGUACUUCACUGAAGCAGGACUAAAAGAGCUUUCCGAGUAUGUUCGGAACCAGCAAAGCAUAGGAGCUCGGAAGGAGCUGCAGAAGGAACUUCAGGAGCAGAUGUCGCGGGGAGAUCCGUUCAAAGAUAUCAUCUUGUAUGUGAAGGAGGAGAUGAAGAAAAACAACAUCUCGGAGCAGACUGUGGUAGCCAUAAUCUGGUCGAGUGUCAUGAGCACGGUGGAGUGGAACAAAAAGGAGGAGCUGGUAGCCGAGCAAGCCAUUAAGCACUUGAAGCAAUACAGCCCUCUACUUGCUGCCUUUACUACCCAAGGUCAGUCGGAGCUGACUCUUCUGUUGAAGAUUCAGGAGUAUUGUUACGACAACAUCCACUUCAUGAAGGCCUUCCAGAAAAUUGUGGUGCUCUUCUAUAAAGCUGAGGUCCUGAGUGAAGAACCCAUCCUGAAGUGGUACAAAGACGCGCACCUUUUUUUCGUCUUUCUGGAGCAGAUGAAGAAGUUUGUCGAAUGGCUCAAGAACGCUGAAGAAGAGUCGGAGUCUGAAGCGGAGGAGGGCGACUGACCUGCGGCGCGGUCCUCAGUAAAGCAAACAGGAGCUGUAGAUAAGUGUCAUGUCCCCUGUGUCCUUCUGGUUCUAACAUCCUACCUCCCUGUAGCAAGCAUGAUAUAAGGGCUGCCAUGGCAAUUUAUUUUAACUGUUUUCUAUAGUCACUGAACUACGGGGUUUAGUUUUUCAGCCCAUGUUGUAAGCAGCUUACAGGAGCUAUUAGAGAUCGACUCUAACCUGCAUUUGUCCUUUCAGUUCUAUUCUACCUCCUGUAUUUUCUACUGUAAUGAUGUAAUUUAAGGCCUUCCACGAUGAAAUCCAUUUUAGCCC
Messenger RNA from Eurypyga helias (sunbittern), 1502 nucleotides. RefSeq names its product basic leucine zipper and W2 domains 2 (gene BZW2). Gene Ontology annotation, molecular function: protein binding. Gene Ontology annotation, cellular component: cytoplasm; membrane. NCBI's taxonomy places the organism in Eukaryota, Metazoa, Chordata, Aves, Eurypygiformes, Eurypygidae. The record is from RefSeq and is a predicted model, not a curated record.